Molecule: messenger RNA, 639 nt
Organism: Aspergillus udagawae
Lineage: Eukaryota; Fungi; Ascomycota; Eurotiomycetes; Eurotiales; Aspergillaceae
Product: putative BAP31 domain protein
Exons: 4
Coding region: 1-639 (212 amino acids)
Biological process (GO): endoplasmic reticulum to Golgi vesicle-mediated transport; intracellular protein transport
Cellular component (GO): endoplasmic reticulum; endoplasmic reticulum membrane
Source: RefSeq, a predicted model, not a curated record
AUGACUCUUUACUACAGCUUGGUCUUCUGCCUUUUGGUAUUUGAGAUGGCCGUCUUCAUGGGCCUUAUCAUCCCGCUUCCUUUCACUGUCAAGCGGAAGCUGUUUACAUUCAUUUCGGAAAGUCCCUUAGUAGCAAAAUUACAAUAUGGAUUGAAGAUCACAUUCAUAUUCAUAUUGAUUCUGUUCAUUGACAGUGUCAACCGCGUCUAUCGCGUGCAAUUGGAGCUCGCUUCUUUCACUAAGGAUGGCAAUGGAAUGGGAGCGGCUGCACUUGGCACAGAUCGCAUGGAAGUCCAGGCUCGCAAGUUCUAUUCCCAGCGUAACAUGUACCUUUGCGGCUUCACUCUCUUCCUGUCUCUCAUCCUCAACCGUACCUAUACCAUGAUUCUCGAGGUCCUUCGCCUUGAGGACCGCGUCAAGCACCUUGAGGGCGACAAAAGGGCUGGCGGCAAGGACUCUGCCCGCCUCGCUCAGGCUGGUGAUAUCGGAGAGAUUGCACGCCUUAGGAAGGAGAUUGAGGCCAAGGACAUUGACAUUGAGACCCUGAAGAAGCAGUGUGAGGGACUUACCCGUGAAUACCACAGCUUGGGCGACAAGGUUGCUGGCACCACCAACGAUGGCUCCAAGAAGGAUCUGUGA